Messenger RNA from Ramularia collo-cygni, 759 nucleotides. RefSeq lists its product as uncharacterized. The transcript has a single exon. The record is from RefSeq and is a predicted model, not a curated record. Lineage: Eukaryota; Fungi; Ascomycota; Dothideomycetes; Mycosphaerellales; Mycosphaerellaceae. Bases 1 to 759 code for a protein of 252 amino acids.
AUGUCGACACCCAGCAAGAAGACCACUACCAACGUAGUUCUCUCGSGCACCCCUAGCACUAAGAAGUCUCCCAGCACCAAGAAGUCUUCCAGCACCAAGAGGUCUUCCAUUACCAAGGAUUCUCCCAGCACCAAGAACUCUGCAGACAAGCGCAUCAUCAAACCGAAGCGUGUCUCCCAUCUUACUUCCGCUCAGAAAGCUGCCACCACCCUCCACCACAUCUCCGACUACUCGGCCUGGUACCUGAAGGAUUUCCCGAGCACCACCGACUCCAAAAAUCUCGCGGCACAAUGCGCGUCCAUCGGCACCAAUGCCUACGAUUGGCCCACGGCUAGAGCUCAGCACGAAGCGCAAAUCGCGCGCCUCAAGUCCUCGCGCGACCGGCCCAGACGUGAGUACAGCACCCCUGGCCCAAAGACUCGUGUUUGGGUUCCAAGAUGGCCAAGGGAGAACCCGGCCGUCGGUGAGAACUCCGAGAUACCCGAAGAUAGGCAUGGCAAGUCACGCGAAGCGAUUGUGCGAAUUGUGCAGGAUCAGGAGGAGGCUACCAAGGAGGUGUUCGCGCUAAUGGAGCGGUUCGCGAGCUUUGCUCAGCUGUCCGCUGAGGAGAAGAAGGGGUAUGUGCGGGAGCAUUUUGAUAUCGCACUGAGGUUGGAAGGCAUUGAGGUGAUUGAUUGGGAAGUUGGCUGUCACGGGUGGGAGAUGGAAGUGUUUUUCCAACAGACGAAAAGCUGGAAGGGCAAGUGGGGGUUGUUGUGA